Molecule: messenger RNA, 1712 nt
Organism: Pyrus x bretschneideri (Chinese white pear)
Lineage: Eukaryota; Viridiplantae; Streptophyta; Magnoliopsida; Rosales; Rosaceae
Product: zinc finger protein 3-like
Exons: 1
Coding region: 670-1518 (282 amino acids)
Biological process (GO): negative regulation of abscisic acid-activated signaling pathway
Source: RefSeq, a predicted model, not a curated record
UCCACAACACACAUGAAAAUGAGAUGAUUAUUAGAGUGAGGUCCCCCACAGAAUGUUGCAAGGGUGACAGUGCCAUGUACUGAGAUGUAUUUCAUGCCCUAGCUAGGGUGACAUUGCCGGGAACAUCAAUCGCUUCAAUUCGGUCCUUUUUUUCAAAAAAUAAAAAAAUAAAAAUUCAUAAAGUACUUAUAACUCAAGUAAUUAAGAAUAUCUAUAGUACACUUGCAAAUAAGGAAAGCAUUUGUUUAUGCAUGCAAUGAGUAAAACACAAUCCUCAUAAAAAAACAAGAAAUCAAAGAAAAAUGAUAUUUUCAUGUCAAAACUAAAAUACCUUUUAUUUUUUUGUCGAUUUAUGGAUAGAUAGAAGAACUGUGUAAAACUUCCAUUGAUCCAAUCAAAGUAUGUGACAAAUCACAUUAAGUAAACCUACCAAUAUAAAGUUAAAUAAACUUUAUCUUAAUAUAUUUAAAAAUAAAUAAAAAAAGCUACUAACAACAGUGGAUUCUUCCAUUAUCCAUAUAUACCACAAAAAACAUUUACUUUCCCUCAGUCCAAUAAACAAACUUUUUAUCCUCUUGAGUUUUUGCUUACAACGUUCUAUCAACUCAAAUUUUCAUAAUCCCACUUGAAAAAAAAAAAAAUCAGAAAACAUCCUUCAAUAUUUCAGCAAUGGAACCAGCUAAGAAUUAUGAAACAAAUAUCUUCUCAUUAGCAGAAGCUCCUCCAUGUCCAAACACUCCACUUCAAGACCCAAAGGAAACCAAACAGAAACUAAGAGUUGAAGAAGAUGAAGAGGAGAUGAAAGAUCAAGAAAAAGAGAAGAAACCUAGCAUCCGAAUAAUCGAUCUAGACGCUUCGGAUAGCAAUUCGAAUCGCAGGUUCUGCUUCGAUAAUCCGGAGCUCAAUCUACUCGAAUGCCUCGAAACGGGCUCAUCAGAAGGCACCACCACCACCACCACCCCCCUUGUUUCAGAUGCGGCAGAGCCUAGGGUUUUCUCAUGCAACUACUGCCAAAGAAAAUUUUACAGCUCGCAGGCGCUCGGAGGGCACCAGAAUGCCCACAAACGAGAGAGAACCCUAGCAAAGAGAGGGCAGAGGAUGUUGGGGUCCCACAUAAUGGCCUCAGCUGCAGGUUUUGGGUACCCUUAUUGCUCAAGUUUGGCUUCUCUGCCUCUCCAUGGUGGCGGUGCUUUUAGGGCACUGGACAUUCAGGCUCACUCCAUGAUUCACAAGCCUAGUUCCAUGAUGUCUUCGUCUGCGAUCAGGUUUGGUGGUUCGUAUGGACAUCGGACUUUUGGGUCAAGGUCACUUUUUGAUCAGCAACCGGCGGUCGGAAAGCUUGCGGCUGCAGCAGCUAAAGGUGUUGGUGGUGCUGGGAGAUUUGACAUGGCAAAGAGCAACAUGGUUUCACAAAGCAGUGAAGAAAUUGGAAAAUGUUGGUUGGGAAACGACAGUCGUUUCAAGAGUGGUAGUGAUCAGGAGGAAAUGAAGAAGCUUGACUUGUCACUCAAGCUCUAACAAGUUAGUAGUAUCGAGACGGCAAAAUUCUUCUUCAUUUCAUUGUAUCAUAUAUGAUCCUCUUGUCUUUUUUCUUUCUUUUUUUUUGGAAUUUUUUUUAUGUCGGUAUUGAGAUGUGGUUUAAAAUUCUCGUUUCACAUUUCGAAUAUGGUUUGUGUAAAUUUGAUUUUUGAGAAUAGCAUGAGCAUUUGAUC